AUGUCAACAGAUAGCUGCCGCGAUGCAUCAUGGGAGAUUAUCCAAUCCUUUGAGAAAUUGGAUGCACUCAUGGAGUUAGGACAGGCCACCUCGGUCUUUUCCAUUCAUCAGAGCUACACAUGGAGUCGCCUCUGCAUUAGUGAGGAGCAUUUUCGUCGCCUUUUUACGCGGCUUGGAGUGCAUCCGGGCUUUCUGGAUGUCGUUUUCCUGUUCCGCGAAAAGCUGGGACCUGUCGAAGAAGGUUUCAGCUCUGCUUUUGUAGAUAUCAUCCCUCCAGCGGUCCACGACAUUCAAGCGAGGACAACGCAAGGCCGCAGCUACCACAUUGGCUAUAACAUCAAGUACGUCGCGAGACACGGUCGAGCCCUUCCUAACGAUCCAUUCUCUAUUCGAGAAGUUGGUGUAUACCAAUACUUUUCGUCAGACACUCAGCAAAGCAAUUGGGUCCUUAUACAGGCCUCGGAUCGAAUCAAAGAUCGGCUGCGGUGCGCUUUUCAAUCUUGUGACGAUAGCCUGCCAAAGAUGCAAUUUCUAUUUCAUUCGAUCAUUCUCCUAGAUGGUUCUGAGGACUGGCGCGAGUAUAUGAUCUUUUUGGAAGAUGCGUUCACCAAACUGGUCGACAAGGGCUUCUUUACUAAUUUGAAGGGCGCGCUGCAGAAAGGGGAUCUAAUCGCGGACUUUUCUGACCUUAGGAAGCUUCAGAUCCUGACUGACAAGCUGCGGCGCCUAGUUCACGUAUUGAAAUUGAAUAUUCGCCUUGGCAAUCUGCUCAAAAAGGACAUGGCAAGAAUUGAAGCGUCUUCUUCCUCAGAUUUGGGCACGAAUUUUGAUGCAAUCCAACGUAACCUGGACAAAUAUGUGCUCGACCAAGAGACGCAUUUCGAUAGGCUGGAAACGCUGAUUGCUCGAUCUAGUGGCAUCAUUCAACUCGUACAAAGUAUACAGGACACUCGAUCAGCGGAAGCAAGCCAACAAAUCAAUCAUGAAAUGCAGACCUUGACAGAGCAGGGUGUGAAUGAGAACAAACUGAUGAAGAGACUCACCGAGCAAUCCACUAGAGACACGAGAUCCAUGAUGACAAUCGCUUUAAUAUCUGCCGUCUUUCUACCCGCCACAUUUCUUGCAACAUUGUUCGGAUCGAACUUCUUCGUCUACUCGCAACCGGAGAACAGUCUUACCGUAGCCUCCAAUUUCUGGGUCUACAUUAUCUUCACCGCCGCUUUUUCAGGGGCGACUGUUCUUCUCUGGUAUACCUGGAGGCAACGCAGGCUACAGCAAGAUAAAGAGAACGACGUGGAAGCACUGUAA
This is a messenger RNA of Aaosphaeria arxii CBS 175.79, 1308 nucleotides long. RefSeq lists its product as uncharacterized. The coding region runs from base 1 to 1308 and encodes 435 amino acids. Lineage: Eukaryota; Fungi; Ascomycota; Dothideomycetes; Pleosporales. The transcript has 6 exons. The record is from RefSeq and is a predicted model, not a curated record.